UUCAUAUUCGGUCUCUCCCUUGGCAAAGAGCAAACUGGCAAUGAACAACAGGGUUUUGGAGUCUGCCAUAGCUGUAAUGUGGGUGGUGGUACUGUUCUCCCAUCCGACCAAUAUUUCAUCAAGGUCCGAUUCCCUCGUGAUGGAUGCAGCUACGCUUUUAAAGAAGCGCCGAAGGCCGUUUACGAUCGGUUCCCCAACGCAAAGGGGCGUGAAAAGGGCCUCACGAUCAUCCGGGUCAGUCUCACAGAGGAAGCCCGUGUCACAGUCGAUGGUUUCGGCAUGCCCUUUGCCAACGCGGAGGACUCUGAACUGGAAGAUUGGAUUAAUGGAAAUAAGCCAAUCGUCGAAAACCUCACCCUUCUAGAUGUUCUUGGGCAAAGAACAUUCUACUUCGUCAUCAGCGUGCCUGUUACCGUUGCCAUGAAUAGGUUCUCUCCAGAUAAGCUGCCACCGCCCUAUGUCUCUCCGUAUGGCACCGACCAAGAGUGGGAUGUGGACAAGUUCAAGGGCUUGAUCAAAGUCAAUAAGGGCCACCAGUUCGAGGCGGCCUAUUGCCACGAUGACGACAACCACCACAUGACUGCUGUGAAUCAGAAUAAUGUGCAAGAUGUCAUGUGGCUUGACGAUGAAGCUAUCCAGAUCGCAGCGACCAAAUUUCCCGCCUACUUCGUUCGCCCUGACUCUGGAGCUCCCACGGCCGACACUAAACGCUUCUUCGUCGUUGUCGCCAUGCGAGAUGGGUUUACAAAGGAGCAUGAAUCAGCCUGGCGUCGCCUAAGCAAGGGAGAGUCCUUCUUGCUCCAUCUUUAUGACAAUGCGGAAAACGCUGAGCCGGACGCCAAAUGGCAAUGCAAGAUUAUCGACCAUCCAGCUACGGUCCCUGUUCUAGAACGUCACAAGACCGAAUCGCACGAGCUGGUUCUCCUCGUCCGUCGGCCACAGCAAGCAGCCAUGAAUCCAGACUACAUCGUAAAGGAUAGGAUGGAGCUACACCGAGCUCUCGUGCGUGGCAAUGGCUUCUACGAGUGGAUGACGAAGAAAGAUGCGCCAAAAUCCAUCGCCGACGACAUGUCGUCUUUGUCUGUGGCCGAUACCGGUGUCACUUAUCGUCCGUUGCCCUCCGUCAAUUUCCUGGACUUUAACGAUGAUGCCCGUGCCGAAGCCAUUGUCAACGAAGCACUUCCCCAUGAUCGUGAGCGUUUCCGUGGAUACUUGAGCAACCGCCCUCUUGGACUUGGUAUAAUCGCAGCCAAGUUUCGCCGAGUCCUAUGCUCUGCGCCGACCCACGUCGCGGUAGACAACUUUGCCGCUCGUUUGGACAAGAGAACACGCGCCAUGGCCGAAGCUUGCAACCGAGGCAAGGAGCAGAACGAUCCAAGCCGCUAUCGCCAUCGCGUUGUCAUCAGAGCGUACAAGCCAAACGCCGAGGUGGGUGCCUUCAAUGCCUUGCUCAAAGACCCAACCCUAGGCGAUGAGGCAGCUCCAAAGGCAUGGGGAUACUCUUCUCGAUGGACUCUUCAUCUUUCUUUGGCUUUCUGGCUCUUGGCAAUCUUGGGCUCUCCCGCAGUCAGAGAGCUGCACCCAGACGAUGAUGAGUGCCUAUGGGACCUACGCCGGAAGAUUGACCAAGUAUUGCCACUCAAACGCUUGCGUGAUGUUGCCACCGGAGUCACCACCUGGGAGCAGUACGAACAGGAGGGCUUGGUCUCGGACAAGUCAAUUCAGUACUAUAUGUUCCGUCUCUUGCAAUACGCCCAUAUGCUCUGCACAACGCCCGCCGCAACUGAGAAUGUUAGUGAGUAUCGAGAUUGGAAAAAUCAAACUGCUCGCGGCGUUGCAGUGGAUGAGGCGGCCAACAUGAACCGGGCGGACCUCUACUGUGUCUGGGGCAAUACUCUCUCGCCGUGCUUCCUUUUUGGCGACCCCAAGCAGCUGCCUCCAACCGUCAUGACGACCAAUGAGAAAGAUAGUGCCGGCAACUUUCUCAACCGCUUCGCAAAAAGUGGCUCCAUCUCGGCUUUGCUUUUCUUCCAGGCAAUUGGCAUCCCGGUGUAUCGC
Messenger RNA from Trichoderma virens Gv29-8, 2058 nucleotides. RefSeq lists its product as uncharacterized. The record is from RefSeq and is a predicted model, not a curated record. The transcript has 7 exons. The annotation marks the transcript as partial. Lineage: Eukaryota; Fungi; Ascomycota; Sordariomycetes; Hypocreales; Hypocreaceae.